CCACCAUUAUCAUGUCAGACCCCGCCGCCGCGCCCGCCGCCGAGGCCUCCACACCAACACCUACCCCCGCCUCCGUCCCCGGAUUUGAGAGCUGGCGCCGCUCCCUGGCCCACCUGACUGGCCUGGGGCUGUCAGACGACGAGCGCCUCCUCCGCGACAAGGAGGAGGAGCGCCGGCGCCUCGAGAAGGACUGGGACAAGUGCGAGCGCUGGAAGAAGGAGAUGAUGACGCGGAGCCCCAUCAUCGUCUUCAUGCUCAAACACCUCCAGCUCGCCGGCUGCCCGUUCCCCUCGAGCGCGAUGCAAUGCCACCCAUGCGACGCGUCGCGCGCCGGCGGCUUCUCGCCCGAGCACGGCAUCCUGCUGUGCCAAAACCGCUUCAUGAACCGGCGGCACAUGGAAGACACGCUCGCCCACGAGCUCCUGCACGCGUUCGACCACUGCCGCUUCCGCGUCGACUGGAUGAACCUGCGGCACCACGCGUGCACCGAGAUCCGCGCGGCGAACCUUUCCGGCGACUGCCGAUGGUCGCGCGAAGUCAAGCGCGGGUACUGGGCGUUCAGCGCACAGCACCAGGCGUGUGUGCGCCGCCGCGCCGUGCUUAGCGUUAUGGCGCACCCGAAGUGCCAGGGGAAGGAGGAUGCGGAGCGCGCCGUGGGCGAGGUCUGGGACUCGUGCUUUAGGGAUACGCGGCCGUUCGAUGAUAUUUACUAGACUACAUGAUGAAACUGCUGCAUUGGAG
Molecule: messenger RNA, 741 nt
Organism: Cutaneotrichosporon oleaginosum
Lineage: Eukaryota; Fungi; Basidiomycota; Tremellomycetes; Trichosporonales; Trichosporonaceae
Source: RefSeq, a predicted model, not a curated record